This is a messenger RNA of Diaporthe citri, 1398 nucleotides long. RefSeq lists its product as uncharacterized. The transcript has 2 exons. The coding region runs from base 1 to 1398 and encodes 465 amino acids. The record is from RefSeq and is a predicted model, not a curated record. NCBI's taxonomy places the organism in Eukaryota, Fungi, Ascomycota, Sordariomycetes, Diaporthales, Diaporthaceae.
AUGAGAUUGACCAAGAGUGUCUUCCUGUGUUUGGCCGGGGCCGGCGCCUAUGCGCAAGCAGACGAGGUCGACGUUCUCGUUGUGGGUGGAGGUGCAACCGGAGCUUAUGCAGCUGUCCGGCUUCGGGAGGAUUACAAUAAAACAGUCUUGGUCGUUGAGAAGGCGAACCGGCUGGGUGGUCACGUCCACGCCUACUCAUCGGGCAACGGUCGACCAGUAAAUUACGGUGUCCAAGCAUACCUGAAUCGUCAAACAACCGCGGACUUCUUCAAGCGUUUCGAUGUGGACCUGAUCAACCCUGAUCUCACCGAUUAUAUCGAACUCUUGCUCCUGACGAAGAACGUCGAUUUCAACACGGGUCUACCUGUUGACGUAGACUAUGGCCCAGUCGACCUGCUCGGUAUACCCAUUGGCCUGCUGAGGUAUCUCGCCCUAGCCAUCGAAUACCAGCCGUGGUUCGAGAAUGGCUACUUCCAGACCGGUGAUGUCCCCGAAGAUCUGCUGCUGCCAUUCGGCGAGUUCCUGGAGAAGCACGACCUUGGGGCUUCCCUGGGAAUUCUUCGAAACCUGCUCUGGCUCUCGGACGCGCUCACAACUCCCACCUGGUUUGUCAUGUCCGUGGUGGGAAAGCCGCAGAUCGCUGCCUUUGGACUCGGAAUCACCGGGCCCUCCUUCAAAUGGCCUGAGACCUACUCAUCGGAGACGCUCUUCGAUCGGGUGCUCACACUCUUGGGCGACGAUGUCCUGCUUCAGUCUACUGUUGCUUCAAGUCAACGCACCGACAGUGGCGUCAGCGCCACAAUCCAGACACCAUCAGGGCAGCGAACAGUGCAGGCGAAGAAGUUGCUCAUCGCCGCGACCCCGUCGCCGGAUAACACCGCCCCGUGGGACCUAGACGAGACGGAGACGACCCUCUUCAACAAGUUCUCAUGGGAGACGCUCUACGUCGGCGUCGUCAACAACACGGGUCUCCCAUCGGACGUCACCGGCAUCCGCAACUCCCCCAAUAACUCCUCGGCCUUCUACCUGCCCGAGGGCUCCUUCUGCGACGCCUUCGACCGCCAGGGGGACCGCGACCUGUUCAGCACGCGCAUCAUCGGGAAGGCCGGGCUCUCCGCCAACGACGCUGAGGCCCUCAUCACGCAGUCGCUCACCACAAUCGACCAGGCGGGCACAUACGAAAUUGGAUCGCCAGCGGUCGUGGCUUUUGCUGACCACGGCUCCACUGUGCCCAAGGUCUCCCCCGAGGAUCUGUCGGCGGGCUUCUUCAACCAGCUGUACGCACUUCAGGGCCAGCGCAAUACGUACUGGACUGGCCUUGCUUGGGCGCCCGAUUACACUCCCAUACUUUGGGAUUUCACCGAGAAGCUGCUUCCGCGGAUUGUCAAUGGUCUUUGA